This is a messenger RNA of Otolemur garnettii (small-eared galago), 4463 nucleotides long. RefSeq names its product RAS protein activator like 2 (gene RASAL2). The record is from RefSeq and is a predicted model, not a curated record. The transcript is spliced from 17 exons. NCBI's taxonomy places the organism in Eukaryota, Metazoa, Chordata, Mammalia, Primates, Galagidae. The coding region runs from base 322 to 3657 and encodes 1111 amino acids. Gene Ontology annotation, biological process: regulation of GTPase activity.
AAAGGGCCACCUACCCACCGUCUGUCUUGUGGCCAGUCACCCUACACCGAGACAACAACAUGGGAGCGGAAGUACUGCAUCCUCACAGACAGCCAGUUGGUUUUGCUUAACAAGGAGAAAGAGUUACCUGUGGAAGGGGCACAGGAACAACAGACAGAUUCCACCAAGGGGAGAUGCCUGAGGAGAACUGUCAGUGUCCCUUCCGAGGGUCAGUUUCCUGAAUACCCACCAGAGGGCGCCACAAAACUGGAGGUGCCAGCAGAAAGGUCCCCUCGCAGACGGAGUAUCUCAGGGACCAGUACAUCAGAGAAACCUAAUUCCAUGGACACUGCAAAUACCUCACCCUUCAAAGUACCAGGAUUCUUCAGCAAGCGCCUGAAAGGCUCCAUCAAGAGGACCAAAAGCCAGUCAAAACUUGACAGAAACACGAGUUUUCGGCUUCCAUCCCUUCGCAGUACAGAUGACAGGUCUCGUGGGCUCCCUAAGCUAAAAGAGUCACGUUCCCAUGAAUCCUUGUUGAGCCCAUGCAGCGCAGUGGAGUGUCUAGAUCUUGGCAGAGGAGAGCCCGUCUCAGUGAAACCGCUCCAUAGCAGCAUCCUUGGACAAGACUUCUGCUUUGAGGUCACCUACCUAAGUGGAAGUAAAUGUUUCAGCUGUAACUCUGCUUCUGAGAGAGAUAAGUGGAUGGAAAACCUUCGCAGGACAGUUCAACCUAAUAAGGACAAUUGCAGACGAGCCGAAAAUGUUCUCCGUUUAUGGAUCAUUGAAGCCAAGGACCUUGCCCCUAAAAAGAAAUAUUUCUGUGAACUGUGCCUUGAUGAUACCCUCUUUGCUCGUACAACCAGCAAGACCAAAGCAGAUAAUAUUUUCUGGGGUGAACAUUUUGAAUUCUUUAGCCUUCCACCUCUUCAUAGUAUCACAGUUCACAUUUAUAAAGAUGUGGAAAAAAAGAGAAAAAAGGACAAGAAUAAUUAUGUAGGGCUAGUUAACAUCCCCACCGCCAGUGUGACUGGUCGCCAAUUUGUUGAAAAAUGGUAUCCAGUGAGUACACCUACACCCAACAAAGGAAAGACAGGAGGACCUUCUAUUCGUAUUAAAUCACGUUUCCAAACUAUCACCAUUCUGCCUAUGGAGCAAUACAAAGAAUUUGCAGAAUUUGUCACCAGCAACUACACCAUGUUGUGUUCUGUCCUUGAGCCAGUAAUUAGUGUGAGAAAUAAAGAAGAAUUGGCUUGUGCCUUAGUGCACAUUCUUCAAAGUACUGGCAGAGCCAAGGAUUUUCUGACUGACUUGGUGAUGUCUGAGGUGGAUCGUUGUGGGGAACAUGAUGUCUUGAUCUUCAGAGAGAACACCAUUGCCACCAAAUCCAUUGAGGAAUACCUCAAGUUGGUGGGACAACAGUAUCUUCAUGAUGCACUGGGGGAGUUCAUCAAAGCUUUGUAUGAGUCAGAUGAGAACUGUGAAGUGGAUCCCAGCAAAUGUUCAUCUAGUGAACUGAUAGACCAUCAAAGCAACCUGAAAAUGUGCUGUGAGCUGGCUUUCUGCAAGAUCAUCAACUCUUACUGUGUUUUUCCUCGUGAGUUGAAAGAAGUGUUUGCAUCGUGGAAGCAGCAAUGCCUGAAUCGUGGCAAGCAAGACAUCAGUGAGAGGCUCAUUAGUGCCUCAUUGUUUCUCCGUUUUCUGUGCCCAGCCAUUAUGUCUCCCAGUCUUUUCAACCUUAUGCAGGAGUAUCCUGAUGACCGCACAUCUCGGACUCUAACUCUCAUUGCCAAGGUCAUCCAGAACCUGGCCAACUUUGCUAAGUUUGGUAACAAAGAGGAAUACAUGGCAUUCAUGAAUGAUUUUUUAGAACAUGAAUGGGGUGGAAUGAAGCGCUUUCUUUUGGAGAUCUCUAAUCCAGACACCAUCUCAAACACCCCAGGCUUUGAUGGCUACAUUGAUCUGGGCCGAGAGCUUUCAGUUUUGCAUUCCUUACUGUGGGAAGUAGUUUCCCAACUUGAUAAGGGUGAAAAUUCCUUUCUACAGGCAACCGUGGCAAAAUUGGGGCCUCUCCCUCGUGUUCUUGCUGACAUUACCAAGUCUCUGACUAAUCCUACGCCCAUACAGCAGCAACUGAGACGCUUCACUGAGCAUAACUCCAGUCCAAAUGUCAGUGGAAGCCUCUCUUCUGGGCUGCAGAAAAUAUUUGAAGACCCCACUGACAGUGAUUUGCAUAAACUAAAAUCUCCAAGCCAGGACAACACAGACAGCUAUUUCAGAGGGAAGACAUUACUGCUGGUUCAGCAAGCCUCCUCCCAGAGCAUGACUUAUUCUGAAAAGGAUGAAAAGGAAAGUAGCCUUCCUAAUGGUCGGAGCAUCUCCCUCAUGGACCUUCAGGACACUCACGCUGCUCAAGUAGAGCACGCAUCUGUCAUGCUCGAUGUGCCUAUGCGCCUAACUGGAAGCCAGCUUUCCAUAACCCAGGUGGCCAGCAUCAAGCAACUACGAGAAACUCAGAGCACUCCCCAGAGCGCACCCCAAGUGAGAAGGCCCCUGCAUCCAGCCUUGAACCAGCCAGGCAGCCUUCAGCCCUUAUCAUUCCAGAACCCUGUCUAUCACCUCAAUAAUCCAAUUCCAGCAAUGCCAAAGGCCUCUGUAGAUUCCAGUUUGGAGAACCUAAGCACUGCCAGUUCCAGAAGCCAAAGUAACAGUGAAGACUUCAAGCUCAGUGGACCCAGCAAUAGCAGCAUGGAAGAUUUCACCAAACGUAGUACUCAGAGUGAGGACUUCUCCAGGCGUCACACUGUACCCGACAGACACAUACCUCUUGCUCUGCCACGACAAAAUAGCACUGGGCAGGCCCAAAUCCGAAAAAUGGACCAGGCUGGGUUAGGUGCCCGAGCCAAAGCCCCACCAUCCCUGCCACACAGUGCUUCCUUACGUAGCACCGGGAGCAUGUCAGUGGCAUCCGCAGCCCUUGUGGCCGAACCCGUGCAGAAUGGAAGCCGGUCUCGGCAGCAGUCUUCUUCCUCCAGAGAGAGCCCUGUUCCCAAAGUGAGAGCAAUCCAGCGACAACAGACACAGCAGGUUCAAUCACCUGUGGACUCUGCCACAAUGUCCCCAGUAGAGAGGACAGCAGCCUGGGUUCUGAACAAUGGGCAAUAUGAAGAGGAUGUAGAAGAAACUGACCAAAAUCAAGAUGAAGCCAAGCAUGCUGAGAAGUAUGAACAAGAAAUUACUAAACUGAAGGAGCGCCUGAGAGUGUCCAGCCGGCGGCUGGAGGAAUAUGAACGCCGGUUGCUGGUGCAGGAGCAGCAGAUGCAGAAGCUGCUGCUGGAAUACAAGGCCAGGCUGGAGGACAGCGAGGAGAGGCUGCGCAGGCAACAGGAGGAGAAAGACAGCCAGAUGAAAAGUAUAAUCAGCAGGCUAAUGGCUGUGGAAGAAGAGUUGAAGAAGGAUCAUGCUGAGAUGCAAGCAGUUAUUGAUGCAAAGCAGAAAAUAAUUGAUGCACAGGAAAAGCGGAUCGUGUCCCUGGAUUCAGCCAACACCAGACUGAUGAGCGCACUGACCCAAGUGAAGGAGCGGUACAGCAUGCAGGUCCGCAAUGGCAUCUCCCCCACCAAUCCCACCAAGCUUUCCAUCACGGAGAAUGGUGAAUUUAAAAACAGCAGCUGCUGAUGGGCUUUGCAAACAGACUAUGGAAGGAGACAGAAGGAAACUGACCUGCUCUCCUAUCCCAGUCCUUUACCCAGCCCCUCCAGGUUUACAGAAUGUUGCUACUUCACAAUGGCAAUGUGGUAAGAAACUCUUGAAUGAAGAAAAGGAACCUUGUCUUUCAGGGCAUAAGGCGACGACUUCCAAGGUCGAUGCUUUCCCGCCUCAUCUCUAUGUACAUAGGGAACUUAGUUCUGGGCCAUGUACAGAAAAUACCACUGUAAUAUACCAAAAGGAAGUUAAUAAUGUAGAUUACCUUUUUGAUUAUUGCUAUUUUUAUUAUUGUUUGUCUCUUGUUGAAAGCACUGCAGUUGUUAGAGGAGGAAAAGUAGGCAGUAUGUGUGAGUGAGAAAUGAGCCUAUGGGUUCAGUAGGUAGAGUGUCUGUCUGAUAGAAGCACAUGGAAUGCAAUAGGAUUUUGUCAGAAUGAAUUUUUCAGGGAUUCAUAUACCAGUUUAAAGACCUUAUCUGGCCCCCCUUUGUAUGUUAGGAAAACAUACAAAUACUGAGAUCCACACAAAACAAUAACUCAUUCUACUGGUCAGCCAAGACUGGUUCUGGUUAGACAGGUAAUCUGAUUUGGGGAUUCAUGAUUUCAAAGAAUACAGAUAAAAGCUGUUGUAUCAAAGCUGGACUUUUAGGAGUGAUUUCUAUUAAACUCCUGUCAAUAUGUUUAUUUCCUCUAUCUAUAGCAGAUAGGAAUUUUCUGUUUUAGAUAGGGGGCUUUUUAAAAACUUCCAGUUGUAAUAAAGGAUGUUCUCUUUCCUCUUU